CCACCCACAACCACACCUACGUCACCAUCCCCUAAGGUUGCACCAGCCACAAGCCCAACAGUCCCACCCCCACUACCACAAAGUCCACCUGUCUCAACUCCAUCACAGCCACCAGCACUGCCGCCACCAUCACCCGUUUCACCACCACCAUUGCCACCUCCUGUACCAGCACCAAUUCAAGCACCACCAGCACCAGCUCCUGUUAAAGAGACACCAGCACCAGCACCAGCUAAGGUAGCACCAGUGCCCUCACCAUCAAAACCACCCCCAGCACCAGCUCCAGCACCAGUUCUUGUGCCACCAGCUGCAGCACCAGUGCUAGUACCGUCAACUGCUCCUGCUCCACCCAAACACAGGAGGCACAAGCACAAGCACAGGAGGCAUCAUCAUGCACCAGCACCUGCACCAACUGUACUAAGCCCCCCAGCACCACCUACUACAGUGACAGAUACAGAGGAAACAACACCGGCACCAUCACCCAGUUUGAAUUUGAAUGGAGGAAAUGCACUGCACCAGAAAGGAGGGAUAUCGGGAAUGUGGGUUACAACUGGAUUUGCAAUUGCUAUACUGCUGGCAAUGAGAAGCUAAAGUUCUUACAGAUCUUAGACAACGGACUGUGAAUUUAUUCGUAUAUUGCAAGAAGAUUUUUUGAGAAGAAGGUGUAUUGCAAGAAAAUGAUUAUUCCAGAUGUAGGAAUGAAUAAUGCAAAAGAUGAACCAUCAAUAUUAGCAUUUUUGUAUUU
Messenger RNA from Prunus mume (Japanese apricot), 742 nucleotides. It is a transcript of the gene AGP19, whose product is annotated as arabinogalactan protein 19. The record is from RefSeq and is a predicted model, not a curated record. Lineage: Eukaryota; Viridiplantae; Streptophyta; Magnoliopsida; Rosales; Rosaceae. Gene Ontology annotation, cellular component: plasma membrane.